AUGGUUGAAGACCUAUCAAUUAUUGAACGUAUUUGGUGUUCUUCGCAAUGGCAGGAUGCGGUGUUUGCAGUGGUGUACGGUAGGUUAUUGCUAUCUGAAAAACUACAAAAUGUUCAAUCAAAUACUUAUCGAUAUGGAAAAGAUCCACAAUGCAUUGCGGACUAA
This is a messenger RNA of Acaulospora morrowiae, 165 nucleotides long. Lineage: Eukaryota; Fungi; Glomeromycota; Glomeromycetes; Diversisporales; Acaulosporaceae. The record is from the annotation of a GenBank genome assembly.